Molecule: messenger RNA, 519 nt
Organism: Epithele typhae
Lineage: Eukaryota; Fungi; Basidiomycota; Agaricomycetes; Polyporales; Epitheliaceae
Product: ubiquitin-conjugating enzyme
Exons: 7
Coding region: 1-519 (172 amino acids)
Cellular component (GO): endoplasmic reticulum; cytosol
Source: RefSeq, a predicted model, not a curated record
AUGAACUCACGAGCCUCUAAUGCCACCGCCCUCCGGCGACUGAUGACGGAGUACAAGCAGCUCACCUCCCAAGGCGCCCCCGAUGGGAUGUUCACGGCCGGUCCUGUCUCCGAGUCCGACUUCUUCACCUGGGAGGCCCUGAUCGUGGGCCCGAAGGACACGCCGUUCGAAGGCGGGGUCUUCCCCGCCGUGCUGACGUUCCCGUCCGACUACCCCCUGUCGCCGUUCAAGAUGAAGUUCGACCCGCCGCUGUUCCACCCCAACAUCUACCCGGACGGCACGGUGUGCAUCUCGAUCCUGCACACGCCCGGAGACGACCCGACGAUGUACGAGCAGGCGUCGGAGCGCUGGAGCCCGGUGCAGAGCGUGGAGAAGGUCAUCCUCAGCGUGAUCUCGAUGCUCGCAGAACCCAACCUGGAAAGCGGGGCGAACAUCGACUGCUGCAAGCUGUACCGCGACAACCGGGCGGAAUACGAGCGGCUCGUGAAGGAGUCGAUCCGCGAGCAACUCGGGCUCUGA